Messenger RNA from Bombus pascuorum, 5528 nucleotides. It is a transcript of the gene MRP, whose product is annotated as multidrug resistance-associated protein 1. The coding region runs from base 281 to 4900 and encodes 1539 amino acids. Lineage: Eukaryota; Metazoa; Arthropoda; Insecta; Hymenoptera; Apidae. Gene Ontology annotation, molecular function: ABC-type transporter activity; ATP hydrolysis activity; ATP binding. Gene Ontology annotation, cellular component: membrane. The transcript has 24 exons. The record is from RefSeq and is a predicted model, not a curated record. Gene Ontology annotation, biological process: transmembrane transport.
UCUUAUGAAAUACAUGAAUUUUGCGCAUGUAAUGUAAGCGAUGACGUAAUGGAUCUUGAUUGGGCAAAUAAGCCGAUGUUAAAAUGUGAAUCGGUCUCUAUUCAGACACAGUUUACGUUUGUUUGAGAAAGUGAGCGGAUAGUUGUGUACCAAUUAGUUUUAGAUAGAUAUAUAAGUGUACAACACUUUAUCUUGCUCAAGAAACCUAUAAAAGGGUACCGAUAAGUGUAAUUCGGAUAUAUAACUGAAGAAAAACCUAUGAAGUAGUAAAUGUAUUUUUAUGAAAGAUCAUACUAUGGAUCAAUUUUGUGGUACUGACUUUUGGAAUAAUAGUUUAACAUGGAAUACAGAAGAUCCAGACAUCACAGAAUGUUUUCAGAAAACUGUGCUGAUAUGGGUGCCAUGUACAUUUUUAUGGCUAUUCUCUGGAAUAGAAAUUUAUUAUUUUUUAAACAGUAAAAGCAAAAAUAUCCCAUACACAUGGUUAUUUAUCUUAAAACAAAUACUCAUAGUAGCAUUGAUUAUACUUAGUAUUGUUGAUGUAGGAACAGCUAUACAUAGAAGUACUUAUGUCAAAGUUUAUAAUGUUGAUUAUUGUACUCCAGUUAUAAAAAUUAUUACUUUUAUUAAGGCAGGUACUUUAGUAAUAUAUAAUAGAAAAUAUGGCAUGCAAACCUCUGGACUGUUAUAUUUAUUUUGGUUUCUCCUUACCUUAUGCGGAGUUGUUCAAUAUAGAAGUUUAUUAAGGUUAUAUAUAAAUAACCAUGAAGUUACUUAUCCAUUUGUAUCAUACAUGAUAUAUUAUCCAAUAGUGGUACUUUUAUUCUUAUUGAACUUCUUGGUUGAUGCAGAGCCUAAAUAUUCAGAAUAUCCCAAGGUUGAGAAGCCAUGUCCAGAACAAAGAUCUUCAUUUCCAGCAAAAAUCUUUUUUACUUGGUUUGAUCCAAUGGCAUGGAAAGGUUUUAAAACACCCCUGGAAACUACAGAUUUAUGGACAAUAAAUCCAGAAGACACAGCUAAAGAAAUUGUACCUAAAUUCGACAAAUAUUGGAAUAAAAGUGCACAAAAAAGUAACAAAGUAUUUUGGACUUACUAUAGUGUACAAAAUACUAAGGCAUCGUUCAGAAAAUCAUCUGGUCGAGUAGAUUUUAAUAAUGAAUAUAAGAAAAAGACAUCAUCAGUUUUGCUUCCUCUUUGCAAAGCUUUUGGUGCCACAUUUUUAUUUGGAGCUGCACUUAAAUUCGUGCAAGAUAUUGUAAUUUUCACUAGCCCUCAAAUAUUAAGGUUACUCAUCGAUUUUAUUGAGAAACCCGGACCGCUAUGGAAAGGCUAUUUUUAUGCAGUUUUACUCUUACUUACAGCCACAUUUCAAACAUUAGUUUUGUCUCAGUAUUUUCAUCGUAUGCUCUUAGUUGGAUUACGAGUACGUACUGCAUUAGUUGCAGCAAUUUAUCGAAAAGCAUUGAGAAUAUCUAAUUCCGCCAGAAAAGAGUCAACAGUUGGUGAAAUAGUAAACUUAAUGUCCGUGGAUGCACAAAGAUUUAUGGAUUUAACUGCGUAUAUAAAUAUGAUUUGGUCUGCACCAAUGCAAAUAGUUUUAGCAUUAUAUUUUUUAUGGGAAAUCUUGGGACCAGCUGUGCUUGCUGGUUUAGCUGUUCUACUUAUUCUCAUCCCAAUAAAUGUCUUAAUCACUAAUAGAGUUAAGACAUUACAAAUUAGACAAAUGAAAUAUAAAGAUGAAAGAGUUAAAUUAAUGAAUGAAGUACUUAAUGGUAUAAAAGUAUUAAAGCUAUAUGCAUGGGAACCCUCAUUUGAGGAACAAAUACUGAAGAUACGUACAAAAGAAAUUAAAGUACUUAAAGAAACAGCAUAUCUCAAUUCUGGAACAAGUUUUAUCUGGUCUUUUGCACCUUUUUUAGUCUCACUGGUGUCCUUUGCAACCUAUGUACUUAUAGAUGAAAAUAAUCGUUUAAAUAGCAAAGUUGCUUUUGUUUCACUCAGUCUUUUUAAUAUCUUAAGGUUUCCACUUUCUAUAUUACCUAUGAUAAUUGGUAACAUGGUUCAGGCUUAUGUUUCUGUAAAACGUAUUAAUAAAUUCAUGAAUUCAGAAGAGUUAGAUCCAAAUAAUGUUCAACAUGAUCCAUCUGAAUCAUACACAUUAUUAAUUGAGAAUGGCACCUUCGCAUGGGAUUUGGAAAAUAUUGAAAGACCAACAUUAAGAAAUAUCAAUCUUCAUGUAGAACAGGGUCAAUUGAUAGCUGUUGUUGGUACUGUAGGAUCAGGAAAAAGUUCUCUUUUAUCAGCUCUUCUUGGAGAAAUGGACAAAAUAAGUGGUAGAGUUAAUACAAAAGGUUCUAUAGCAUUUGUGCCUCAACAAGCAUGGAUUCAAAAUGCUUCAUUACAAGAUAAUGUUUUAUUUGGGAAGUCAAUGCACAAAAAUGUAUAUAAUCGCGUAAUUGAAUCAUGUGCAUUAAAUCCAGACUUAAAAGUGCUACCUGCGGGUGAUCAAACUGAAAUUGGAGAAAAAGGAAUAAAUUUAUCUGGUGGGCAAAAACAGAGAGUAUCAUUGGCAAGAGCAGUGUACAAUGAUUCUGAUACUUAUUUUUUGGAUGAUCCAUUAAGUGCAGUAGAUUCACAUGUUGGAAAACAUAUAUUUGAAAACGUAAUUGGCCCUAGUGGUCUGCUUAGGAAGAAAACUAGAAUACUUGUCACACAUGGUAUUACUUAUUUACCUGAAGUUGAUAACAUCAUUGUUCUUAAAGAUGGUGAAAUAACAGAAGUUGGAACUUACAAAGAACUUUUAGAAAAAAGAGGAGCCUUUUCUGAGUUUCUAGUGCAACAUCUUCAAGAAGUACAUGCUGAUGGCGGAUCAGAGGCAGAUCUGCAUGAAAUUAAACAACAUUUGGAAUCUACAAUUGGAUCAAAUGAACUCCAACAGAAAUUAACAAGAGGUAGAUCAAGAAUGUCAGAAAGUCAAAGUGAAUCUGGUUCAAUGGUUGAUAAAAGAUCCUUAAAUGGUUCGUUGAAAAGACAGUAUUCUACAAGUAGUCAGCAAUCUGGUACUUACGAAAAUAGCAAUAAGAUAAAAGAAACAAAGUUAUUACCUCCGAAAUCAGGAGAAAAAUUAAUAGAGGUGGAAAAAACUGAAACUGGAAGUGUUAAAUGGCGAGUCUAUUCUCAUUACUUCAAAUCCAUUGGUUGGUUUCUAUCAAUAUCGACUAUUAUAAUGAACGCUAUUUUUCAAGGAUUUAGUAUUGGUUCAAACGCUUGGCUCAGUGUAUGGUCAGACAGUAAUUUAACAACUUACAAUGAUACAGUCGAUCAUGCUAAACAAAAUAUGUAUCUUGGAGUUUAUGGUGGACUUGGUCUUGGUCAAGGCAUGACAGUGCUUGGAGGGGCAUUAAUCUUGGCAAAAGGAACAAUACGCGCUUCCGUGCAUCUCUUCGAGAAUACGUUGCAACGUGUUCUCCGGAACCCAAUGUCAUUUUUUGACAAAACUCCAACCGGUCGAAUUCUUAAUCGACUCUCUAAAGACACUGAUGUCAUUGAUAAUACGCUGCCAUCCAUACUGCGUUCUUGGAUUGCUUGCCUCUUUGGGGUCAUAGCCACUUUAGUGGUUAUAAGUUUUAGUACACCAGAAUUUAUAGCAGUCAUAAUACCAAUAAGUGUAAUUUAUUACUUUGUUCAACGCUUAUAUGUUGCAUCCUCAAGACAGUUGAAACGUUUAGAAUCUGUUUCAAGAUCUCCUAUAUAUUCACAUUUUAGUGAAACAGUUUCUGGAGCACAGAUGAUUAGGGCAUUUGGAGUGCAAGACCGAUUUAUUCAGGAAUCUGAAAGUAAAGUAGAUUUUAAUCAGAUGUGCUAUUAUCCCAGUAUAAUUGCAAACAGAUGGUUGGCAGUACGUUUAGAAAUGGUUGGAAAUUUAAUUAUUUUCUUUGCUGCAUUGUUUGCAGUAUUAGGUAGAGACACUAUACAAUCUGGUGUAGUUGGUUUAUCUAUUAGUUAUGCUUUACAAGUUACUCAAACAUUGAAUUGGUUAGUACGAAUGACUUCUGAUGUUGAAACUAACAUAGUAGCUGUAGAAAGAAUAAAAGAAUACGGUGAAACCCCACAAGAAGCAGCAUGGAAAAAUCCAGAUUAUACAGCACCUAAAGAUUGGCCUUUACAAGGGCGAGUAGAAUUUAAAGACUAUAAAGUUCGUUAUAGGGAAGGCUUAGACCUUGUACUUCGUGGAUUAUCAUUUUCCGUUAAGGGAGGAGAAAAAGUUGGCAUCGUUGGUAGAACUGGAGCUGGGAAAUCGUCUUUGACAUUAGCUCUAUUUAGAAUAAUAGAAGCAGCUGAUGGAAAGAUUAUUAUCGAUGACAUUGAUAUUACUAAAUUGGGACUUCAUGAUUUAAGAUCUAGAUUGACUAUUAUUCCUCAAGAUCCUGUAUUAUUUUCAGGAAGUUUAAGAAUAAAUUUAGAUCCUUUUAGUUAUUAUACUGAUGACGAAAUUUGGCGAGCUUUGGAACAUGCACAUCUUAAAUCCUUUGUAAAAAACUUGCCAAAUGGUCUUUUAUAUGAAUUAUCAGAAGGUGGAGAAAAUCUAAGUAUAGGUCAACGACAAUUAAUAUGUUUAGCAAGAGCAUUGCUUCGAAAAACGAAAGUACUGAUUCUCGAUGAAGCAACAGCUUCAGUUGAUUUAGAAACAGAUGAUUUAAUUCAAACAACAAUUAGACAAGAGUUUCAAGAUUGCACAAUUCUUACGAUAGCUCAUAGACUUAAUACAAUUCUUGAUUCAGACAGGGUCAUUGUGUUGGAUAAUGGGCGCAUCAUGGAAUAUGAUUCUCCAGACACAUUACUGCAUAAUUCGACUAGUUUGUUCAGUAGUAUAGCUAAAGAUGCAGGUCUUGCUACAUAGAUAAAAUGCAUAUCGUAAAUAUUGUAUAAGCAAUGAAACAAUGAUAAUUUCUAAUCUAUGAAUAUAUAAUAACAACAAAAGGUAUAGCAAUUCAUUUAUAUAGAGAAAGGCAAGGUAUACUUAGACUUGAAAGAAUCGAAAAUUUUGUAGAGCAUUUUGCAGUCAAAUCUUACAUCAUUUUUAAAUAUUAUCAAGCACAGCCCAUUUGUAAAGUAGUACGGAUGUCCGUUACUUAAAGUACUGCCAUUUUAGCGGCACAGUUGUGCUGAGUAGCAACAAUUUUUAAACAUAUGUAUAUUGUUUUAAUAAUUUAAUUUUAGUAAGCUCGAGCUUACACAGUAUAUAAAAUUUAAGCAACGUACAAAAUACAACAGUAUUGUUUAGUUAUUUUUAUUUCCAUUAAACUUUAUUAUACCCAUAUUGCCUUAUUUUUAUUUUACAUCACAGGAAUUAUAUAUAUAUACAAAUACGUAGCAUCAUUUACUUUUGCUGUUGAUUUGUCUUGGUUAAAAUUGUUACUCCAUUCUGUACUGUUUGACAAAUAUGAUGCAUCUUCAAGCUGUGUAAAUAGUAUUCUCUAAUAUUUAUGAAUUUAAGACAAAAUAAAAGAUUACAAUUUUAUAUAAUA